CCAAGGAAGUGUAACUGUAUAUGAACAUUGAAUAUCCUCUGAUUUUUUGUAUAUCAGUUUCAUCUCAUCUCAUCUCAUCUCAUCCCAUCUGAUUCUGUAUUUCUCAUCCUCACUGUGACUUCCUUCCCAAACACACGCAGCAUAAUCCAGCUCCUCGCCCACAACACACCACUCAAAAUGCACUCACCACUCGCACUACUCUCCCUCCUCUCCAUCUUCUCCAAUUCUCUCAUCCACGCAAACCCUCUCCCUCUUCCCAUCCCCGUACCCGAAACCUCCGCCGCAAACGCAACCGCAGCCUGCACCGACAUCCGCAUCAUCACCGCGCGCGCAUCCACCGAAACGCCCGGCGAAGGCAUCAUCGGAUCCCUCGCUUCAGCCAUCCAACUCGCGACCAGCAAAUCCGUCACGCGAACUUCGGUUUCCUAUCCGGCGGUGCUGGCGCCUUAUGCACCCAGUGUUGCAAGUGGUGUUGCGGCUAUGAAGGCGGAUAUCAUUGCGGCGGUUGAUGCGUGUCCGUCGCAGAAAAUUGUUCUCUUGGGAUAUUCGCAGGGUGCGGAAUGUAUCAGUGAUACGCUUGGAGGUGGAGGCGGCGGAACAUUGGGGACGAAAACGCCGGCGAUUGACUCCGCGUAUGGUUCGCAUGUUAAAGCUGCUGUUAUGAUGGGUGAUCCUCGCUACAUGGUCAACCAACAAUCUUUCCACGUAGGAACCUGUUUCCAAAACGGACUCUUUCCCCGCUCGAGCGAUCAAUCGCUCACAGCCUAUUCGAGUAUCGUGAAAUCGUACUGCGAUUUUGGAGAUCCGUUUUGUUGCUCGGGAUUGGAUACUUUGGCUCAUUUGACGUAUGUGACGAAGUAUCAGUCGUUGGCUUUGUCGUUUGUUUUGGGGAAGAUUGCUUAGGGUAGAGAGGGAAAUUGAGGAUAGGAAUUAUGGGGAGGAGUAUGGAAUGGGGGAAAGUAACCGGUGGAGAGAGGAAGUUGGGUAGGCUGGGGUGGAAGAAAAUGAUGAAGUACGUCUCCUGGGUGAUGGUGCGGUUUAUGCUUCGUUUGGAUAUAUAUAUAUAUUUUUCUCUUCUUUGUAUCUAACUUUUUUUAUGAUGAUGAAAUUGGACUAGGGGGAGUGGCAUUCAACAUGCUAGUUAUGAAAUCUUUCUUCCAUCUUUGGUUCUUUCGAAUCCGAUGCGUGUGCCUCUGUGAGAAUACAUACCAUAUUGGUGAUACUCCCG
Messenger RNA from Botrytis deweyae, 1228 nucleotides. RefSeq lists its product as uncharacterized. The coding region runs from base 178 to 903 and encodes 241 amino acids. Gene Ontology annotation, molecular function: hydrolase activity. NCBI's taxonomy places the organism in Eukaryota, Fungi, Ascomycota, Leotiomycetes, Helotiales, Sclerotiniaceae. The record is from RefSeq and is a predicted model, not a curated record. The transcript is spliced from 3 exons.